CCUAGACCGUAGCAACCCGCGGAAGGACACGCUCGCUCGCUCGCACGCAGCGUUGUCAACACGCCAGGACAAAUCCAACACUCGCCGAAGCAGAAAGAUCGCGACCCAAAGCAAAGCCUUGAGCUCGCUCCAGUCUCCACCUCCCCGCCCGCCAACCCCGGUACCUCCUCCCUUCUCGAAGCUUCGUCUCCGGCGUUGCUGGUUCAGCGCUGGUGCUGAUCGUUACCUGUGGCGGUGGGAUGCCCGCCGCCCGCCUCCGCUUGCCGCUGCUAAAAGCGGACGGCUCGCCCGACUCGAGCCGGCGCCACCCCGAUUGCUGCCGCUGACGACGACAGCCGCCCGGACUGCGCCAUGGACGCGGCGUCCCGCCCCGCCGUCGUCAUCGACAACGGCACCGGGUACACGAAGAUGGGGUUCGCGGGGAACGUGGAGCCCUGCUUCAUCACCCCCACCGUCGUCGCCAUCAACGACGAUUUCUCCUCCAGCCAUACGACGACGAGGGGCGCUGCCAAGGGGAACUGGCUGGCGCAGCACACCGCCGGCGUCAUGGCCGACCUCGACUUCUACAUCGGGGAGGAGGCGCUGGCCCUGUCCCGCGCCAGCAGCACGUACAGCCUUAGCUACCCCAUCCGCAAUGGCCAGGUGGAGAAUUGGGACACCAUGGAGAGGUUCUGGCAACAGUGCAUCUUCAAUUAUCUCCGGUGUGAUCCGGAAGAUCAUUAUUUUCUCUUAACCGAGAGUCCCCUGACUGCUCCUGAGACCCGGGAGUACACCGGAGAGAUCAUGUUUGAGACGUUCAAUGUGCCCGGUCUCUAUAUAGCAGUCCAACCGGUCCUUGCACUCGCUGCUGGAUACACUACCACCAAGUGUGAAAUGACAGGUGUUGUAGUUGAUGUGGGUGAUGGAGCUACCCACAUCGUUCCUGUUGCUGAUGGUUAUGUCAUUGGGAGCAGUAUCAGAUCUAUUCCAAUUACAGGCAAGGAUGUUACCCAGUUUAUUCAGCAACUUCUAAAGGAAAGAGGUGAGCACAUUCCACCAGAAGAAUCUUUUGAUGUAGCAAGGAGGGUUAAAGAAAUGUACUGCUAUACCUCUUCGGACAUUGUGAAGGAAUUCAAUAAGCAUGACAGGGAGCCCUCAAAGUACAUUAAACACUGGACUGGCAUCAAACCAAAAACUGGUGCAAAAUACACGUGUGACAUUGGAUAUGAGCGCUUCCUGGGCCCUGAGAUCUUCUUCAACCCAGAGAUCUACGACAAUGAUUUCACCACUCCUUUACAAGUUGUUAUUGACAAGUGCAUCCAAUCAUCCCCAAUCGACACAAGGAGGGCUCUUUAUAAGAAUAUUGUAUUAUCUGGGGGGUCCACUAUGUUUAAGGAUUUCCAUAGGAGAUUACAAAGGGACCUAAAAAAGAUAGUGGACGCCCGGGUUCGUGCAUCUAAUGCUCGGGCUUGUGGAGAUGCGAAGGCCCAACCCAUAGAAGUGAAUGUGGUCAGUCAUCCUAUUCAGAGAUAUGCGGUAUGGUUUGGCGGUUCUGUGCUUGCUUCUACUGCUGAAUUCUACGAGGCUUGCCGCACGAAAGCGGAGUACGAGGAGUAUGGUGCCAGCAUCUGCAGAUCAAAUCCUGUUUUCAAAGGGAUGUAUUGAAUCCAUCCAUCAAAUCCUGCUUUUGAGGGGUUGUAUUUAACUGGAGAGCAAAUCCUCGUGCUGGACGUGACAAUCAACUUCAUGCUGUCAACCUGCCUGCCAAGCCAUGUAAAAAACUUGAGUGAUGACAGUGGAGCGCUGGAGGCGGACUGUUGAGGCAUCCCGUCGAAACCUCGCUGCAGGAGUUGUACGAACCAAAGUGCAAAUAGAUAGGCAUCCUGCUGAAGCUUCGCUGUCGAUACAUUUUCUGUUUUGGUCUGUUAGAUGCCGGUAGCUUGGCAAUGGCUUCAUCACCUUCCUGGGCAUCGUCCGCGCCGAGCGGCCUACUGCUGUGCUGUAUAAUGUUGCUAAAUUGGGGCAUCGGUGUGACAUUAACAUUGCCAUUUUCGGUGUUGCGGCAUUACUCCUUGUAGAUCCACAUGUUGAUUCGAUACCGAUGUUUUCUUCUUGGUGA
Phragmites australis (common reed) is the source of this 2098-nucleotide messenger RNA. Its product is annotated as actin-related protein 3-like. Gene Ontology annotation, cellular component: Arp2/3 protein complex; actin cortical patch. The record is from RefSeq and is a predicted model, not a curated record. Gene Ontology annotation, molecular function: actin filament binding. The transcript is spliced from 10 exons. Gene Ontology annotation, biological process: Arp2/3 complex-mediated actin nucleation. Lineage: Eukaryota; Viridiplantae; Streptophyta; Magnoliopsida; Poales; Poaceae. Bases 352 to 1644 code for a protein of 430 amino acids.